CUCUUUGUCUCAUCAUUGGAGAACUUGAAUGGCAAUGUUUGCGAAAACUGCAAGACGAUUUUCACACAAAUCACGACAGCUUUAUAACUGCUGCGAAGAGAGACAAACAAAUUGUUCUCCAACUCAGAGGCUACAUGCACUGCUGAUUUCCACUGCCCAACCUGCCUGCCUGCCUAUCUGUUUUCGCGCAAUUCUGUUAAAAUGCUCACGGUUUAGGGUUUUACGUGAUUUGACAACGGUCAGGCUAAGCGGUGAUCACAGCCACAUGAGUUGAUUGGCAUUCUUUUGCAUUUUCGUUGGUUUCGAAGAAACGACUCUCGGCGAAACAAACGGAGCAGAUUAAAUGUAUCCCAGCAAGAGAAACCAUGGGUAAAAGCGAUCUUUCUGCAGUAAAGGAGACCAUGCCCUAGAGCUGUGUUGCAGAGCCUUCACUUACUCCAGAGCUUUCACCCAAAUUUCCAAUGGAGUCGCGUUCUGACCUAGUUAUCAUGGCCAAGAGUGGCGUUGCGUUAAAACUACUUUUGAUGAUAGAAGAGAGGAUUCUCACUCAUUACCUGAGACUCUUGAGUCAAACAACGAUCAUGAUCGCCGUUUUAAUCGUGGCUGCCGUCUUAAAGCUCCAUACCUCAUGUUGCUAGCGAGACAACUCAGUGACGUGGCUUUUGACAGCAUGGUUUUUUAUGUGUCUGAACUUCAAGUUUUGGGUUUUUUUAACGUUAGUUCGAAGAGUUCCGCCAAGAACAGUGACGGCCUAGAGCACAGAUGAUGCAGUUCGCUUUGCAAUUUGCCGUGCUUCCAGUGCGUUUGAUGAGGUGGUAACCAUGCAUCGACCAAGGCAUCAGAUUUUUACGACAACGAUCCGUUACAAACGAACCUUAAUGGUCGAUAACGCCUCUAGUUGCAAUUCUUGCAGAGCCAGCUGACCUACAACACUCGAACGACCACAAAAUGGACAAGCUAACACCACAGUUUCGCUCUGAACUGGACAUACCAGUCAUCUUCAGCGCCAUGGUUCCAUUUAGAAGGCUCAUAAUGUUGACAAUCAACAUCUGUUGGCUGAAGUAGACAUUGUUGCCAGCGAAUAGUCCGCAUUGCUCUGGCUGCCAUGCACUUAUUUGAAACAAUGGCAAACCACUCAGAAAUUUUAGACUACGUAGAGUCUUCGCUCAAAAUUCAAAUUUUCGCUGGAGAUCCACUGUCACACAAUGUCUCCGCACCAGUGCAUGAUUGCGUAGCGGAAUUUUAAGGAUAAUUACAAAGCCGCUAGCAGAAUAGGGUGUUCUCGGAGAGGAAAUUUGCAGGAUACGGAUCGAGACGGGGUUGAAAGAAGAAGCUCUGUUCUGCGCACGGAGUGCAGUUCUUCGUUGAAAGAAAGGGAGGAUGUAUGCAAACAGCUUGGAUCCUCAUUGCUCAGAGUCCUGACUUCGUAACCUCAGCAGUUAUUCACAGGAUGUUGAACUCACCACGUAGAGGUCAGGCCAUGGGCAAGAACGUGACAAUGUGGAUCACAAAGCCAUCCAAUUUUGUGUUUGGGUCUUUGCUUAUCGUGGUCGUGGUCAUGGUUUACUGGGGAGGUUUCGUGGUGAACCGAGCUACUGCUAACUCAACACUUGCCUCGGCUUUUGGCUGGUCGCCAGCGACGCAACUGAAAGAAUUCCCUGCUUACUCAACAUCGUCGUUGGCGAAUUUGUCGACAGGAAAGCUGCCAGUCGAAUCGCCUCUGCGCAUACCCAUCAAAUCAUUGAUCGACGCUUUGAGAAAGGCCGUAACUACAGUGGAGAAGCUAACAGGAGUGAGUGCAGACAGAGAUAUUGACCUCAAUCUGUGGAGGUUACAGAAUCCUUGCAAAAGCAGGACAGAGCUAUCAUCUUUUUACAGCCGCAUAAGCUACAGCCCAAACAGGAAAACUCCAGGGAGGUCUGAAACCAAACAAUGGGGCACAGUACUCUUCGAAUACGCUAGGUUUCACAGAGUCUGCACCCGAGCAGCUGGAAAUCUGACCGAGUAUUUCUUCGAGCGAAACACCAGCACGGGUUGCAAGUUCAUGAUUGCUGACGCCAAGAACGGCAUGGGAAACAAGCUUUUCAUCAUGGCUCCAGCACUUGUGUACGCAGUCCUCACCCAGCGUGUGUUCCUUAUCAGUGAGUCCACUGGUGUGCCCGACCUAAUGUGUGAACCAUUUCCUGGAUCUUCAUGGAGACUCUCUGAGGACAUUGUGAGCUACAGUGUUCCAAUAUGGAAUGAAACUCGAGAAUUCAUGGGCGACGUGGAUAGAGCGAAACGGGAACACGAAAGCACUAUCCCGAUGUAUGCUUCCAGAAUUGAUGAUAACUGGCAACCCAACAGCAGAUUCUUCUGUGACGUAGAGCAAUCGUAUUUCAGACAAGUACCAUGGCUGACUAUUCACGGGUGUCUGUACUUCCUACCGAAACUAUUUGCAAUUCCAUCUAUUCGAAAAACAUUGGAGGCAUUGUUUCCCGAUCCGACACUGGCGCUCACGCAAAUCCUGCGUGCCAACUUCCUUCCCCGAGAUCAAACCUGGGCAAGGGUCAGUACUGUGAAGAAAUACUUCGACAGUGCACACACACAGACAGGCAUCCAAGCACGCUACUUCAACAACAGCGCAACCAAACACAAGAUACUCAACGCGAACGUAGAGAGCUGCCUCUUGGAGAACAACCUCCUCGAGCAAGCCAUACCCGCACAGGAAAAGGACCACGAGACCACCAUUUUCAUCGCCUCUUUGACACCCGACUUGCAGGAGCACCUCCGCGGUGUCUACAAUCGCAGCACUACAUCCCUACCCACGAGCCUCAACUUCGUGCAGCUAUCAAACGAAAUCGAGCAGCGCUUCGGAGCCGAGGCGUAUGACCAAGCUUUGGUCGAGGUGUUGAGAUUGAGCUUCUCGCACACGCUGCUCCUGAGUCCUCAGUCGACCUUCGGCGGACUCGCACAAGCUUACGGAGCACUGACGCCGUGGAUCGUGGAGUCCAGGGACGAGGUGCUCACGCCGUGCGAGAGGGCGCAGUCGGUGGACAAUUGCUACCAGAUCCCAGAGCUUGAAUACAAGUGCCGUUACGACGGCGCGGACUCUAAGCUCGGCAGAGCAAUUGCGGGGGCAGUGAACUACAUCAAGCCUUGCUUGGCCAUCGACACCCACCAUCGCUCCGGCCUCCAGCUCGUCGCAAUCCCCUAAGUCACAACAUCGACGGUACAGUUCCCUGUCUGUAUUAAAACGUGUAGUUUUAGUAUGUGCUUUUUAUUCACAUUCCCUGUUUAUGAUCUUGGACAUGUAUUGCUACAAAUGACCUUGCAAAAGUUCUUACAUUGCGGAGUUAUAUUACUAGCAUCCAACCAAAAUGGGGUCUUUUCUUAAACCUAGAACAUAAGUCGUGUAGGACACAACAAAUGUUUGGCCAAAAGCGGAGUUUGUUUAUUUAUUUAUUUAGGGGAAUGAUAAAGUGACCCACGCAUUUACUAAACGACCCACCUAUUGUAACCAUCAUAAAAAAAUGAAGCAUCUCCAAAAACCAUCAUUGGAAUCUAACCCUCAUCCCGACCCUCUUCGUUCCCAGCCCCCGUUCCCUGAGUUCCCAGCCUUCAUCUCCAUGUUCCCAACCUUCGC
Messenger RNA from Physcomitrium patens, 3625 nucleotides. RefSeq names its product putative fucosyltransferase 8. Gene Ontology annotation, cellular component: membrane; Golgi apparatus. The record is from RefSeq and is a predicted model, not a curated record. Gene Ontology annotation, biological process: xyloglucan biosynthetic process; cell wall biogenesis. Gene Ontology annotation, molecular function: galactoside 2-alpha-L-fucosyltransferase activity. Lineage: Eukaryota; Viridiplantae; Streptophyta; Bryopsida; Funariales; Funariaceae.